GAGACGGUCCUGCGGCAUCUUUGCAAUGAGGAAGCCGGCGACCCUAAGCAGCACGAAGAGCUGGCUGAGCUGGCCGAAGGUCUCAUGCAGGUGCUUGGUGGCCUUUCCAGUCCGAAGUGGAGCUUGGCUACUCUGGCAGUCGAUCUUUGCAUCGACAUGAACAAGGGAGAGCCGACAGCCUUCUCGCUGUUACUGGGGUGGCUGCCGAGCGCCUGCAGCAAAAGGAUCACAGACAAGGACGACGUUGCAGUGCAGCAGGAUGCACUUUCCUGGCUGCUGCUCGGAUUCGCUACAAUGCCGUCAUGCAGAGCUCUGCCUCUCUCGGAGCUUUCCCGGCUUUUGGAUCCCGGCCUCAGUUGGCACAGCGAGGAGGAUCUCUGCUCGCAUGCAGGGGCAUUGCAAGCGUCGCUGGAGGGUUGCAGGUCCGUGGCCGAGGAGAUGGUCUUGGCUGUGCAGUCUGUGCGGCAGGAAAUGAAGGGUGUGGAACCACUGCAAGCUGCCCUGGCCUGGGCCCAUUGUGCGCAACUUUGGCAGCGGAGUGUGCUGGCAGAGGAAGAGGUGCAGAACCGGCUGCGGGAACUACUGCGGAGUUUCCCUGAGGACAUAGCAAUGUCGGACAUACAGUUCCGAUGCCGGAAGGUUCAAAGCUACUCGGAGGCUUGGCAGAAAGCGCUAGCAGCAUGGCCGCGAGCGCCCCUCGACAAAAGGAGUCAAUGCAGAUUGCCUGGACUGCUAGUCUGGGACCUUCUCGUCAUGGAUGUCGCCGUGCCAACGGCGAUGUCCCUCCGAACGGUGCAUGACUCACUGCUUCGCCUCGAAUGGGCUUCAGAUGGUGCAGAAGUUCUCUGGUCGGCCAACAACUUUGACUUGGCUGACGGAGACCUUCAAGGCGUCACCACAGAGGGCUGUCUCAGGGAGAUCAUGCGCCUGCACACCAGACAUGGCUCCAUCCUGGUCGAUGUCCGUCUGCUGCUGUUGGUUCAGCCGGCGUAUGCUAGGCCUCUCAAAGUCCUCAGGUCUGUCCUGAGUGGGCAGUUUGAGACAUCGCAGAAACGGCGAAGUCUCUGGGCUAGUCUCAUCAACUUCCUGCUGAGCGAACCAUCGGUACAGACCAUCGAGGCCAUGGAAUCGAACGAGGAGCUUCUGCUGUAUGCCGGCAUGCCGCUGUUGCAGAGGCUGCAGGAGCUGUCUGCGGCCCAGAAGAGGCUGAGAGACGAGGCGCCCCGCGUGGAGGGAGCACGUCCAGCUUCUUGA
Symbiodinium necroappetens is the source of this 1254-nucleotide messenger RNA. NCBI's taxonomy places the organism in Eukaryota, Dinophyceae, Suessiales, Symbiodiniaceae. The record is from the annotation of a GenBank genome assembly.